This is a messenger RNA of Porites lobata, 6062 nucleotides long. NCBI's taxonomy places the organism in Eukaryota, Metazoa, Cnidaria, Anthozoa, Scleractinia, Poritidae. The record is from the annotation of a GenBank genome assembly.
UUGAUCAUCCUUGGAAACGCCUUCACCAUCUUUGUUUUCUCAACUCCGACUCGGACAUCGCAUAUAAGAAGAACUUGCUAUCUCUUGAUAAAUCUCGCCGUUGCUGACUUACUUGUGGGUAUUACAGAGCCCAUAAUUCUGGGGAUGGAAAAGUACCAUCAGAUGACGGCGACAACGUCAAAACCGACGGGAAUUAACGAAACAAACCCACUGAGGGGAAAACGAGAAAAUGCUCUGCGAGGAGUAUGGAUACCAGGAGCAAUGCAACUUUUUACAUCAAGUGCAUCGGUGUUUUUUCUCGCCCUGAUUUCCCUCGAGCGCGCUUUUGCCGUGUUAAAACCGUUGCGUCAUCGUAUUGUUAGCAGUCGCGUUUACAUCUACAGUAUUGUCGUCGUAUGGGCUGUAGGAAUUUUGAUAUUUGGUCUGAUGGCUCUUUCCUUUUAUUACCUAAAGCUGGCGAGGGAGACUGUUCAUGUUGUUGUACAUUUUUGCCUUUUCAUAUCUUUUGUGAUGAUUUGUGCGAGCUACCUCAAAAUACGAACACGAUUGAGCAGCACUGCACCCGAAGUAGCCGCUGUCAACCGCCGUCAAACUGCUGAGUAUAACGUACGACUUUCAAGGACUCUGUUCGUGGUGAUCGCUUUGUCGCUGCUGUUUUGGCUGCCAGCGUUUGCUGUUUACAUAGGUAGGGACAUCUGCAAGAGGUGUUUUCACCCAUACGUGGUGUGGACGGUCAAUGUUUUCCAUCUUGCCAAUUCUUUAGUUAAUCCCUUCGUGUAUAGCUUCAGGAUGCCGGUAUUCAAAGAGGCGUUGGAGAAAUUGUCGAGAAGACGAAGGCACGUUAUUGGAACAAGAAAUAUCGAGGCUACAAGUCUGGCUUUGGGUCCAUCUUCUACUUCGAGGAUGAAUCACACCGGUUUCUCGGCUGCCGCAACAUGUGGGGGUUCUCAGUUAAAUCUCUUUACGGAAAGUGGAGAUCAGCUUUUUAUAGCGAGUUCACCGAUUCACCUGCAGUCAGCACUGCUCGCAUUGGUGCAAAACAAACAAGUACUCCUUCGACAUCCAUAGUGACCCGAUUAUAGGCAAAACUCCGAUGACGUCAUUUUUGACAGUUUUGCUCAUUAGAAUACGAGUACAAGGCGUCGCGCGUAUGUACAAAUCAAGUGCAGAAGAUGAUAGAGCUGAUUCAUUUGGACAACUUGUGAAAAGGUUUAACUCUUUGCAAGGAAUAGUAGGACUUGAGCUCACCCCAUAGUGGGGUUUCAUUGGGCUGUCGACUGCCUGAAGCAGUGGUUUAAUACUUUGAGAAGUAUAGAUUAUAGCUACUCCUAACCGGAGGGAUGGGAUAUAUAUAUAUAUAUAUAUAUAUAUAACUAGAAGUAACCAAAGGUUAUGGAGUGCGGGCGACAACGAUCGAAGGUCAAAACGCUUUCGUUCCAGCGCUGUGCUUCGCGUAAGUUAUAAGCCGGACAGAUGGUCAAAACACGCGCAUGAUGAGAUUGCAAGUGAUAAAAGGUCCAAACGCGCGUGAUCAGAUAGCGUUCUGUGCAUUCCAUUCAUUCCUAAUGAAUGCUGGCCUUUUGAAACAAGAGAACGAUUGGCAUUAUUUUUAACUGGGACAUUUCCACAACGCACGCCCCACCCCGCAAACACACAACUUGACCGGAAAUUUCAAAAAUUAUGGUCGUUCUUCGCUUAUAAAACGUGACAGGGUCAAAUUUGGUGUUUUAACUGUUAUUAAGUAACAGUAAAUUCCUUUUCCUUAAAUUCGCAAAGAAAAUUAAGUUUCAAUUUAAUUUCUGUCUGAUAUUGCAUUUAAAGCCCUUCUAACUAUCUAAGGCAAGUGACUGUUUUUAUUUGACUGGGUGAUCUACAAAUGGCAUAUUUCUUUAUUGUAAGACUUAUCACACGUAGGGAGAGAAUUGCGAAAAGUUAAAGCUUUUCCUCAGGGAAACGUGGGAGGGCAUUGUUUCUUCAGUUCAGCACAGACUAAUAACAUCAUCGACUGUUGCAUUUAGAUAAUCAUUCGGCGUAGAUAUUGGGCGCAAUAACUCCACGAAAUAAUUUUAUGUUCGUUCCAAAUCGAUUUCUAAAUCUGUUGCCCAGACGACCUGAAAUGACCGGUCCCCUCCACCCAAAAAUCGGCUCUGUUGAAGAGGGAUUGAGACACGCAACGCCCUCUGGGUGUAGAAAACCCAUUCCAUAAUUGGGCGCCACAGGCAGCCCAAUAAUAAAUAGUCUGUACAAAAACCACGUGCUUGCAAAACAAAAUCGCAGUCGCCUUGCGUUGCGACUUCUAAGUUCUAAUCGGCAAGUGCACUUUUUUUCAUUGUGUUUUGCGUGCUACAGGUGCUUUAAAGCACGUAAGGUUUAAUGAUUUAACCACUUAACUCAAGCCCCCACUAAGUUUCCUCAUAGGAAAGUUGUAUACUCAACUCUUCUUCCUCGCGCAGAUAUUCCAAUUUACACGAUCAACUACAUAAAUCAAUAACUGAUUGCUUCAUGUUGCAAGCUGCCCAAUGUUUUCCUGGUUGGUCAAGAGAAUCUAUUUGCCUAUGGCCCAGAUGUACUACAUGAUGAAAGACACAUUAAAAAACGUCAUAUUUUGCAACAAAUCUCAUAAAUGCAGUCCGUGUGAAAAUUAGACCGACGCGAGCCCUUCGUCCAAGAAAUACAUUUACAUCCACUCAGCGAUCGCCAUCAUCCCAUAUGGGAAAUACACGUCAUACAGCAACGCGGUACAGUACAACCAAGUUAGAUUAUUUUCUUAGCAAACACCACCAGCCGAAUAUCAAGAGACACGCUCACCAUUUCUUCGUGAAAAAGUGGAGCAAGGACAAAGAUACUAUGACGCUAUUCCAAACGAGUUAAUAUCCUUUUAAAAGGAACGUUGUGCAGUGGCUGUCCUGCACAUAGGAACGUCUAGAUUUUCCCUGAAUCUGGUAUUAUAACUAUGGAUUCUUGUUAUCUUAUUGAUGUAGCUAUUUAGAUCGGAGGGCGCAAGUCCAUUCACUAUUUUGUACAACUGUGUGACAUCGCGUACUAACAGCAGAUGUUUAAUACAAGACCAACCCAGUCCACGCAGAACUGGUUAGAUAUGGUCGAACUUUCUAGUAUUAGUUAAAACUCGAGCAGCAAAAUUUGUACAAGUUGCAGUUUAUGUAUGUUCUGCUUAAAAGUGCCAGACCAUACAGUAGAACAAUGAAAGAGCUUACUAAAAAAACGAUACUUGGAGGUAAACAACAAAGCUUCUAAUAUAGCUUGUUGAGAAGAGCUUGGUCGUUUUCCUUUAAAUAUAACUAUCAAUCAAAAAAUUCUCAAAUACAUUUUGUAUAUACAGUCUAAAGAUGAGGAAUCUUUCGUCAAACAAGCUUUUUAAAUGUCAUUCGACUUACACUGUAAUGGCAAAAAUAGCUUCCACUCUUAUUUAAUAAAUAUGUCAGAAUACUUUACGCUUCCUGACUUUAACCCUGAUUUAUUAGAUAUAGCUAUGGUAAAAAGCUAUGUAAGUUAAGUGAAGCAGGAAUAUAUCUCAUAUUAGCAAAACAGCCUUCAACAUUCUCAAAAACUUGAAUUUUACAGAUCUUUUAAAACCCAUCAUACCUCCUCUAGUUGUUGUAAGGUUGGUUCGGCGGUCACAGACAAAGUUAAAACUUUUACAGCUACAGGUUUGGGAUUAAUUGUAGUUUCUAUUGUAAUUGGGUUUGGGACUAUUGUAACUGCCAAGAUUAAGCACGCAAAUUUCGUAACAAAAUUAUCAGAAGAUGAAGUUUUUAAAAUGCCAGUUGUUUUAAAAUUAUGCAAAUUUGUGACAUUUUAAUUGAAUGUUUUUCGUUUGAAUGUUUAAUUUAUAGUAAAUGUGACAGUUGCGUGUUUGUAUUUUUCCACAUUGUGAUUUUCAAUGCUUAAUUCUUUCAACGAUUAAAAAAUAUUCAUCAUUAGUAAAACUCAAUCAACACAUAAAGCAGUUACAAAUGGAUAGAUUUGGCGAAAACAAUGAUCAGCAUCGUCAUGAAUAAGUAAGUUACAGCUGAAGUUAUCAACUCUGCUGUUUUGUUCGCAAGUGCGGCAAAGUUACUGCAUGUUAAACCAAACGGAAAUUGAGUUUUUCUUCGUCAACAAUAUAAUAGAGAAAUUAUUUAAUAAAAACGUCAAUAAGGCACGGUUGUUUGAACGAAUUUAGCCAGUGUUUAACAAAACUGCGUUCUAAGGUAUUCUCGAUCAUUUCAUGCCCGAUUGGCUUAUCAGAACAGGACCCUCAAUGGUAUAUGGAAGGAAGGUGAGUACCCUAAUGCAGACAAGAAAUCUUCUGGAUAUACCCGUAAGAAAAGAGUUCAAACCCGCCAUCAGAGUAGUUUAGAUGUCCUUAAGUCUCUUGCCCUAGCAUAUUACUGAGUUAUUCAAAAAGCGUUGUUUCGGUCGUUCUAAUCAUUGCCUUGAUUCGCCUGUCGUCCAAAAUUAUGAUACUCAAAAUUGAAGGCAAGGCUUAUAGGACAGCUACUUUGGAUGGGCAAUUUAUUUUGUCAGUAUUAAAUUUGCCUCACUGAAAUAUUGGGGAAAUAAAUUACCUAUCAACUAAUCAUUGUUUGGGUGUUAUUCUAUUGCUGAUCCGCCUGAUCUACUUCAAGAUCCGGCUUUCCCUCGCGCUACAGUUUGUCCAAGUGGUCCUUGCUGGAAUUGUUCGCUAAAAAUUACUUGGAAGUCAAAAGCACACUUUUAAUCAAAUGUUGUAGGAUGUUUUGAAUGUCAAUAUUAUUACCGAUUUUGUUUACACGGAUAUGAAAAAUAACAUCUCGGUGAAGGUAACACUCUAAAUUUUUUAAAUAUAGAUGAAAUCCUUUAUUUUCAUUGGUGGAGAAAAGGAACAACUGAGUAAACUCAAAUGCAAUCUAUAUGACAUGAUAUCAGAUAGGAGGCAAGAUAUUAUUCAUUAUGUCAAACAACCUUUGAAAGCAAUUUAAAUAUACAGUACACGUAUACAACACCGGCAAGUUGCACAGUAUCAAUAUCACAGGCAUCAUCGUUGAAAGGAGACCCCCCCCAAAAAAGAAAAAAAAAGCGGUUGGGUGUUACAAGCUGGGUGUUAGAAGUACUUUAAUUAUAUAACGUUGCAGAGGCGUAAUAUUCCAAUUAGUCGCAGAUACUGAUGUGAUAGAGUAAUAAAAAUGUUGGCAAACGAUGUGGCGAUCAUCUUCGUUGUUGUCUUUGUAGUGGAGGCUGCAUUGAUCAUCCUUGGAAACGCCUUCACCAUCUUUGUUUUCUCAACUCCGACUCGGAAAUCGCAUAUAAGAAGAACUUGCUAUCUCUUGAUAAAUCUCGCCGUUGCUGACUUACUUGUGGGUAUUACAGAGACCAUAAUUCUGGGGAUGGAAAAGUACCAUCAGAUGACGGCGACAACGUCAAAUCCGAGGGGAAUUAACGAAACAAACCCACUGAGGGGAAAAAGAGAAAAUGGUCUACCAGGAGCAAUGCAACUUUUUGCAUCAAGUGCAUCGGUGUUUUUUCUCGCCCUGAUUUCCCUCGAGCGCGCUUUUGCCGUGUUAAAACCGUUGCGUCAUCGUAUUGUUAGCACUCGCGUUUACGUCUACAGUAUUGUCGUCGUAUGGGCUGUAGGAAUUUUGAUAUUUGGUCUGAUGGCUCUUUCCUUUUAUUACGUAAAGCUGGCGAAGGAGACUGUUCAUGUUGUUGUACAUUUUUGCCUUUUCAUAUCUUUUGUGAUGAUUUGUGCGAGCUACCUCAAAAUACGAACACGAUUGAGCAGCGCUGCACCCGAAGUAGCCGUUGUCAACCGCCGUCAAACUGCUGAGUAUAACGUACGACUUUCAAGGACUCUGUUCGUGGUGAUCGCUUUGUCGCUGCUGUUUUGGCUGCCAUCGUUUGCUGUUUACAUAGGUAGGGACAUCUGCAAGAGGUGUUUUCACCCAUACGUGGUGUGGACGGUCAAUGUUUUCCAUCUUGCCAAUUCUUUGGUUAAUCCCUUCGUGUAUAGCUUCAGGAUGCCGGUAUUCAAAGAGGCGUUGGAGAAAUUGUCGAGAAGACGAAGGCACGUUAUUGGAACAAGA